AUGGCGUUGAUGGGCAAACGCGGGGCCCAGGGGCUACUCAGGGGCCUCCUACUACUCCUGGGGGUCACAAGUCUCUUCAGCAUCGUGUCAGCCACCAGGAGAGGAGCCACGCUGGAGAGCAGAGCACACUCACACAGACAUCCAGGUCACAAGUCCCUCCACAGACACCAUCACCGAUCGGGGAAGGUGGGCCAGGUCCUGCACCGCUCCAAACGAGGCUGGGUGUGGAACCAGUUCUUUGUCAUUGAGGAGUACCUCGGGCCCGACCCCGUCCUGGUGGGCAGGCUCCACUCAGACGUGGACUCGGGCAACGGGUAUAUCAAGUACAUUCUGUCGGGAGAAGGAGCCGGCACCAUCUUCGUCAUUGAUGACAAAACGGGGAACAUCCACGCCACCAAGACGCUGGACCGCGAGGAGCAGGCUCAGUACACCCUCACAGCUCAGGCCGUGGACCGGGACACCAACAAGCCCCUGGAGCCUCCCUCUGAGUUCAUCGUCAAAGUGCAAGACAUCAAUGAUAACCCUCCCGAGUUCCUCCAUGGACCGUACUACGCCAAUGUGCCAGAGAUGUCCAAUGUGGGUACGUCGGUGAUACAGGUGACCGCCACGGACGCAGAUGACCCCACGUACGGGAACAGCGCUCGUCUGGUCUACAGCAUCCUCCAGGGACAGCCCUACUUCUCUGUGGAGUCUCAGACCGGCAUCAUUCGCACCGCACUGCCCAACAUGGACCGGGAGGCGCGGGAGGAGUACGACGUAGUGAUCCAGGCCAAGGACAUGGGGGGCCACAUGGGAGGCCUCUCUGGGACCACCGAGGUCAAGAUCACCCUGACAGACGUGAACGACAACCCGCCCAAGUUCCCCCAGAGUGUGUACCCCAUGUCUGUCUCUGAGGACCGCGUGCCCGGGGAGGAGGUGGGCCGCCUCAAGGCCAAAGACCCCGACCUGGGGGACAACGGCCUGGUGACGUACAGCCUGCUGGACGGGGAUGGCAUGGGCGUGUUUGAGCUGUCCACAGACUCCGAGACCAGGGAAGCGGUCAUCAAACUCAAGAAGCACGUGGACUAUGAAACCAAGAGGAUGUACACACUCAAAGUGGAGGGAUCCAACCCACAUCUGGACUCCCGUUUCAUGUCCUGGGGUCCCUACAAAGACGAAGCCACAAUAAAGAUCUCAGUGGAGGACGCAGACGAGCCCCCAGUGUUUGUAGCUCCUUCUUACACUUUUGAGGUGCAGGAGAAUGCUCCUGAGGGGACUCCUGUUGGACGAGUCCACGCCAAGGACACUGAUGUGGCCAACAACCCAGUCAGGUACAUGAUACCUCGAUACACUGACGUGGAGCAGUUCUUCAGCAUCAACUCUGAGGACGGCAUGAUCUCCACAACCAGACCCCUGGACCGAGAGACACAGGCCUGGCACAACAUCUCUGUGUCUGCCACAGAGAUAGGAGGCCACCAUCAAGACACCAAGGUCCGCGUCAACAUCAAAGUCAAAGAUGUGAACGAUAACCUGCCUGAGUUUGCCACUAACAAUGAAGUGCUGAUGUGUGACACUGUGGCCCCAGGGAAGGUGAUUGAGACUGUGAGCGGAGUGGACAAAGACGAGAUGGUCCACAGACAACACUUCACCUUCAGCCUGGCUCCGGAGGUGGCCCACAACAAUAACUUCUCCCUCAAAGACAACAGAGACAGCUCAGCCAGUAUCUACGUCCUGCGGAAAGGCUUCAGUCGCCUCACUCAGGACGUUUACCUUCUUCCCAUUGAGAUCAAUGACAACGGUGUGCCGCCUCUGAGCUCCACCAACACGCUGACCAUCCGUGUGUGCUCCUGCGACGCCCAGGACACCAUCCUGUCCUGCAAUGUGGAGCCCUACGUCCUGGCAGCUGGCCUCAGCACGGGGGCCCUCGUAGCAAUACUGGCAUGCAUCGUAAUCCUUCUGGCAAUCGUGGUUCUGUUUGUGGCCCUGCGUCGACAGAAGAAGGAGCCUCUGAUUGUGUUUGAGGAGGAGGACAUCAGGGAGAACAUCAUCACGUACGAUGAUGAGGGCGGAGGAGAGGAAGAUACAGAGGCCUUUGACAUCGCCACGCUGCAGAACCCUGAUGGAGCCAAUGGCUUUCUGCCCAGAAAGGACAUGAAGCCAGAGUUACAGUGCUCGCUGAGACCUGGUAUGGGACACCAUGCGCCCAACAGUGUGGACGUGGACGACUUCAUCAAGACCCGCAUCGCUGAGGCAGACAGUGACCCCACAGCGCCCCCUUAUGACUCUAUCCAGAUCUACGGCUAUGAGGGCAGGGGCUCCCUUGCCGGCUCCCUCAGCUCUCUGGAGUCCGUCACCACAGAGUCUGACUUGGAUUAUGACUAUCUGCAGAGCUGGGGGCCACGCUUCAGGAAGCUGGCUGAUUUGUACGGGACCAAAGAAUGUUCUCUUCAUGAGGAUGAUGAGGCCGAGGACUCCUAA
Messenger RNA from Knipowitschia caucasica, 2457 nucleotides. The record is from the annotation of a GenBank genome assembly. NCBI's taxonomy places the organism in Eukaryota, Metazoa, Chordata, Actinopteri, Gobiiformes, Gobiidae.